Molecule: messenger RNA, 2705 nt
Organism: Oldenlandia corymbosa var. corymbosa
Lineage: Eukaryota; Viridiplantae; Streptophyta; Magnoliopsida; Gentianales; Rubiaceae
Source: the annotation of a GenBank genome assembly
AUGAAAAGCCCCUAGUGAAAAUAAAUGACAUAUAGUUUGUCAACCUACAAAUCUAUUUUAAUUUAAUUGUUUUUAGUUUUUAUCUCUGUUUUUCCCACAAACUUUUUUUUUUUUUUCAUGAUAAUUUUAUGAUUUUUGAAAAACAAUUAAUUAGAGACCAACAACAAGUCCCAAAGCACACGGGGGACUGAUAUAAAAGGCCCUUUUGCUCCUCACAUCUUUCUCUACCAUUGGCUUCACAUAUUUUUGCUGCUCAGCAACGCAAUAUAUUCUUUGUUGGGCUUCCUCUGUCAGGGCAGACUCUCUCAAGAUCUGCCCCCUUUUCCAAUCCUUCUCUGAUUUCUACUGUAAGCUCCUUCUUCCUUUUUCCAUGUUAACGUGUUUUGAUUCGUUUUGGAUCAUAAAUCUGUGUGUAUUUUGUUGUGUAAUGCUUUUGGAUUCAACUGCUGUUCGUGUGUAGUUUUAGAUCUGUGUCUGUUCGGAUCUGAUCCCUUUAUUUAGAUCUCGUUUCCGUGAAAAUUGUGUUUGUUUUGGGUGUUUUGUUGGUUGAGUUUGAAUCCUGUUUGAUUGAAUACGAUACAGAUGUAUACAUAUAUGAUAUAGAAAGGUUGGAUCUUUGUUAGUGGGUGAUCUUGGUCGAUGUUUACCGGGCUCUCGAUCCUAUGUGUUUGUUUUGAGAAAGGGAAAAUCGGAAGAGGGUAAAGAGGGUUGGGCUUUAACUUUGAUUUCCGAAGCUUGUCGUUUAGGUCGUGAUGUGAUGUGAUGUCGUGAAAUUAUUUGAAUUCUGGGAUGGGAUCAACUUCUGGAAAUGAUUUUUGUGACAUAGGUAAUCAUUGCAAUUUCCAAACGUGGAUUGAAAUCCAGGGUGUUGUGAUCAGCUUUGAUGGUUUGAUGAGUGUUUUAUUACUGUUUCUUCUUAUGAAAAUUUGCCUGUUCACCUGAUGAGUUGUUUCUUCUCUUACCAUUACUUGGAUGUGUGAGCUUGGAAAAUUUUGGCCACUGAAACUUAAUUUUGAUAUUGUCUAAAAGCAAAAUGUUAAAUAGUAAAAGAGGAAAUGAAAUUUAGUUUUGGUUGUUAGAUUUCUCUCUGCAUAAAUUGGGAUCUAGAUCGGAUUUUGUGUUAAGGGAUUCACAUUGCUUGGAGAUUGUAAAUUAUUCAUCAUUACCUAGUACCAUUCUCUUUUGUAGAUCUUAUGUUCUUUAGAGCCUUGUUAGCUUUUUGUUUCUAAGAGCUAAUUUUUAACAGCUAACAUCUGGUUGUGCAGGCGUACGAACAUUCCAAGAUGGGUUUAUCAUUCACCAAGCUUUUCAGCCGGCUUUUUGCCAAGAAGGAGAUGCGUAUACUGAUGGUGGGUCUCGAUGCAGCUGGUAAAACUACCAUAUUGUACAAGCUCAAGCUGGGAGAAAUUGUUACAACCAUCCCUACCAUUGGAUUUAAUGUGGAGACUGUGGAAUACAAGAACAUCAGCUUUACCGUGUGGGAUGUUGGGGGUCAAGACAAGAUCCGACCAUUGUGGAGACAUUACUUCCAGAAUACUCAAGGACUUAUAUUUGUCGUUGACAGCAAUGACAGAGAUCGUGUUGUUGAGGCUAGGGAUGAGCUGCACAGGAUGUUGAAUGAGGUAGUAAAUCUGAAUAAAUCAUACUCUAUUACUUUACCAUUAUGUCUGCUGGGAGAUGUCGGAGAGUUGUGACAUUAGUUCCUGCUUUCUGCUGAUUAGUUUCAUAUUAGCAGUAGGUGCUUGAUUGCUACUUCCUCUCGGAAUGUAGCUUUUAUUGAACUGAUAAUGUAGCUUUUAUUGAACUGCAAUUGGUGUAGGAACUUAUGAUUGCACUGAAGAUUAAAUAUAUAUUGUUAACAUUGCAAACAUGAUUCUAAUUUAUGACUGAUGAACCAGGAUGAGCUGAGGGAUGCAGUCCUCCUUGUGUUUGCCAACAAACAAGAUCUUCCAAAUGCAAUGAAUGCUGCAGAGAUCACCGACAAGCUAGGCCUCCACUCCCUUCGUCAGCGUCACUGGUAAUCUAGUCUCUCUUAUUCUGCACACACACAAACUAACACUCACAUGCACACAUCCAAACAUUAUAUGGUAUUGUGUAGCCAUUUUAAGUCUCGUUCUGAAAACUCUUUAUUUGUCUUUUGCAGGUACAUCCAGAGCACUUGUGCUACCUCUGGGGAAGGGCUCUACGAAGGGCUUGACUGGCUGUCUAACAACAUAGCUAACAAGGUAGGGAAUGCAACUUGAUUAUUCAGAUCCUUUAGAGUUUAUAAAAGCAACUUGGUAUUCGAUCCUUAUAGUUCAAAGCGACUUGAUAAUGAUUCAUGGCUCAAUAUGUGUUGCAGGCCUAGAUGAUGAAUGAUGGAGAUGAAGAGACAUCAUACUUCAUGAUUUUGCAGAUCAGUCUUUUGCCUAAGUGGACACCACAUAUUUCCUUGUUAUAUUAUUAUAUUUCAUUCGUCUUGCAUCUGCAAGAUCAAACUGCGUUUAUUCCGUUUAGUGGUCUGUAAUUCCGUAUACACUUCGACAUUUUGAUCUCUGAUUAGUUUCAGACAUAUUGUUAAAUGUUAAUGGGUAUAGUUGUGCAGUCGGCUCUGCAUUUUUAGUCCAUUAUUUCCAAUCAUUCUUAUUCCGUUUUCUCGGCUGAAUUCAAGCAGUAUUUUUAUUUUUCUUUUAAUACGCUUGGUACCAAUUCAUUUGUCAGCAAUC